Molecule: messenger RNA, 1452 nt
Organism: Saccharomycopsis crataegensis
Lineage: Eukaryota; Fungi; Ascomycota; Saccharomycetes; Ascoideales; Saccharomycopsidaceae
Product: hexokinase 2
Exons: 2
Coding region: 1-1452 (483 amino acids)
Biological process (GO): glucose 6-phosphate metabolic process; glucose metabolic process; glycolytic process
Cellular component (GO): mitochondrion; cytosol
Molecular function (GO): glucokinase activity; D-glucose binding; ATP binding
Source: RefSeq, a predicted model, not a curated record
AUGGUUCACCUCGGCCCAAAAAAACCACCUACUAGAAAAGGCUCUUUAAUCGAUGUUCCUGAAUCCUUGAAGGAGAAGGUCGAUCAACUUCAUACCCUCUUUUGGGUGACUCCUGAAAAACUUAAGUCCAUCACCACUCACUUUGUUAGCGAGCUUGAAAAGGGUCUCUCUAAAGCUGGAGGUAACAUUCCAAUGAUUCCAGGGUGGGUGUUUGAGUACCCAACCGGUAAGGAAAAGGGUGACUAUUUGGCCAUUGAUUUGGGUGGAACCAACCUCAGAGUUUGUUUGAUCAAGCUUGGGGGUGACAGAACUUUUGACACCAUCCAAUCGAAGUUUGCUUUGCCAAAGGAUAUUCGUACCACCGAGAGUGAAAACUUGUGGGAUUUCAUCGCAGUUUCCCUUAGAGACUUCCUUCACGAAGAGUUUCCUGAAGGAUCUGUCCAUAAAUUGCCACUUGGGUUCACUUUCUCUUAUCCUGCUACUCAAACUGCUUUGAACCACGGUGUCUUGCAACGUUGGACUAAGGGUUACGACAUCAAGGGUGUCGAAGGCCACGAUGUUGUCCCAAUGUUGCAAAAGGCUUUAGACAAAUACGAUUUGCCAAUCGAAGUCACUGCUUUGAUCAACGACACUACUGGUACUUUGGUGGCCUCGGCUUACACUGAUCCUGAAACUCAAAUGGGUUUGAUUUUCGGGACUGGUUGUAACGGUGCUUACUUUGAAAAAGUCAACAGAAUUCCAAAGUUGGAAGGCAAGUUGUGCGAUGAUGUCGAUCUCGAAGGUUUGAUGGCCAUCAAUUGUGAAUAUGGGGCCUUUGACAAUGAACACAAGGUCUUGCCUCGUACCAAGUACGAUGUUAUCAUUGAUGAAGAAAGUCCAAGACCUGGCCAACAAGCUUUUGAAAAAAUGAUUAGUGGUUACUACUUGGGUGAAGUGAUGAGAUUGGUUUUGCUAGAUUUGUAUGCCGAUGGCUUCAUCUUCAAGAACCAAGAUAUCAGCAAGUUGAAUGAAGCCUACAUUUUGGACACUUCCUUCCCAGCCAAGAUUGAAGAAGAUCCAUUUGAAAAUCUUAGUGACACCAACGAAUUGAUCCAAACCUUGCUCGGAAUUAAGACCACCAAGCCAGAAAGACACUUGAUUAGAAAAUUGGCGGAAUUUGUCGGGGAAAGAUCUUCCAGACUUUCUGUUUGUGGUAUCGCUGCUUUGGCCAAAAAGAGAGGUUUGACCGAAUGUCACGCUGCUGCCGACGGUUCAGUGUACAACAAGUAUCCAAACUUCAAGGAAAGAGCUGCCAAUGCCUUGAACGACAUAUUUGACUGGAAUUUGCCAGCCGACAAACAUCCAAUUAAGAUUGUUGCUGCUGAAGAUGGUAGUGGUGCUGGUGCUGCCAUCAUUGCUGCUUUGGCUGAAAACCGUUUAGCAAAGGGCUUGUCUCUUGGUGAACGCUCAUGA